Molecule: messenger RNA, 941 nt
Organism: Amphiprion ocellaris (clown anemonefish)
Lineage: Eukaryota; Metazoa; Chordata; Actinopteri; Pomacentridae
Gene: mrps24
Product: mitochondrial ribosomal protein S24
Exons: 4
Coding region: 163-678 (171 amino acids)
Biological process (GO): translation
Cellular component (GO): mitochondrion
Source: RefSeq, a predicted model, not a curated record
CAGCUACAAUUUCCAAAAGAAAUCCCGAAUUUUGUCUUUGUGACAAGAGUUAUAAUCAUAACAACGUUCACAGAAAGUCUGAGCUGUUUAAUGAAAUUAUAACGUUGAUGGAAAAUAAGAGAGAUUAGAGAUUAGCAUUCCACGUUGGACGUUGAAGAAAACAUGGCGGCGUCCUUGAGCAGCGCAAGGACUGUGAGGCUGCUGAGCACCUUAGCCCGGUCCAGUUUAUUAUGCAGCUCCUCUGGACUCCGAGGUCUCCAUGUCACUGCAGCAUGCUGCAAGAAUCGAGCCGCUCGUAUCCGAAUAGGGAAGGGAAACAAACCUUUGACCUACGAGCAAGCACUUCAUCCUCAUCACAUCGGCCACUGCAAAGGAUGGCUGUCACAGCACACCAGUAACCUCAAAGGUGAAGAGGGGGCGGCUGACCGCACUGUGGAGGACGUCUUCAUCCGGAGGUUCAUGUUCGGAACCUUCCAUGGCUGCCUGGCCAAUGAGAUUGUGCUGAAAAGGCGUGGCAACGUGCUCAUUGUGUGCACUAUAAUGCUGCAGAAGAUGAUACCACAGAAAAUUUACUUCUUGAUCGGCUACUCGGAGUGGCUGUUGUCACACUUGUACAAAUGCCCUGUGAAGUUAGAGAUCCAGACCCUGCAGGACAAAGCUGUGUACAAGUACAUCUGAUGGAAAUGUGCUGAUAAUAAUCAUAGGGGGUAACUGCAACACAACCAUUCCUACCAACAGGUUUCAGUGAAAUGAACUUAUUUAUUUCAUUACUGGCGUUCGAAGAAGCCAUUGAUCAUUGGAAAAACUAAAGUGAGCCACAUUUGUACUUCCACAGCAGACAGUUGUUUCAUAAAAUGUAAGUAAAAUGAUCAGAUAAAUCAGUAAAUUUACUUCAUGCUCCUGCUUUGAAAUAAAUAAUCUGUCUGGGAUCAUAUAAGAUA